Molecule: messenger RNA, 2669 nt
Organism: Hemibagrus wyckioides
Lineage: Eukaryota; Metazoa; Chordata; Actinopteri; Siluriformes; Bagridae
Gene: chst2a
Product: carbohydrate (N-acetylglucosamine-6-O) sulfotransferase 2a
Exons: 2
Coding region: 392-1777 (461 amino acids)
Biological process (GO): carbohydrate metabolic process; N-acetylglucosamine metabolic process; sulfur compound metabolic process
Cellular component (GO): Golgi membrane
Molecular function (GO): N-acetylglucosamine 6-O-sulfotransferase activity
Source: RefSeq, a predicted model, not a curated record
UUCUCCCAGCUCGUGUUGGAGUAGUAAACAGGAGCUUAGAGAGAGGAGUCGCUUCUUCUACUUCUUCUUCACGAUCGGCUCGUUAUGCAUCCUGGAAACCUUAUAUUCUUAUAUACAGUGUUUUCCCCAGGAAUUUUCAUUUGGACUUAUAAUGCGUGGAUACGUCGUCAUUUUAACAACGGGUUUGCUUUUUAUUAACCCACUACUGCAACGUGAGGUAGAGAAAAAUCCUCAGUGAUGCUGCGUGCUUGUCCAGGUUGGAGCACAGUACAACCUAAUUGAUAUUUAUCGAAUGGGCCCUGUUCGGACUCAUCCUCAUCCUCAUCAUCCGCGCACGAAGACAACACUUCUGCCUCUACUAACAUCGACUUGUAAUAGCACUCUUUCCUAAAUGAAAAAUAAGCCAUAUCUUCUUAAACCAUCAUGGGAGAAAACGUUCGGAAAGAAGCCCAGAACGUACUGCAGGAGCCAGACCAGGAUCAUCGCCAACCCUGGCUUGGUCAUCAAAGUGCUUCGUCGGAAGAAGAUCGUGGUGUUCCUUGCCUACUUUGUGCUCGUAGCGCUGACCAUGCUGAACCUGGCUAACUACAAAUGGGCCAAAGAGUCGCAGCCAUGUGGUCUCCAGGUGAACGAUGACGUGAACUUCCAGAACAGACCAUACUUUCAUGUCCUCUACAAGGCGCCACAGAUGAGGAAGCGCCAGCUGGUGUACGUCUUAACCACAUGGCGCUCGGGCUCGUCCUUCUUCGGCGAGCUUUUCAACCAAAACCCCGGAGUGUUCUUUUUGUACGAACCGAUGUGGCACAUUUGGCAGAAACUCUACCCUGGAGACGCGUUAUCACUCCAGGGAGCAGAGAGGGACAUGCUAAGUGCUCUGUACAGGUGUGAUUUCUCCGUUUUCCAGUUGUACAACACUCAAGCUGGGAAGAAUAUAACCACUCUAGAAGUCUUCGGCGCCCCGUUUAAUAAAGUCAUCUGCUCUUAUCCGCUUUGCUCGUUCUAUAGAAAGGAUGUCGUGGGAAUGGUGGACGAAAAAGUGUGUAAGAAGUGUCCGCUUCAGAGCCUGCAAGCCCUGGAGGAGCAGUGCCUGAAAUAUGACACCAUCGUCAUUAAAGGAGUACGGAUUUUAGAUAUAAACGUCCUGGCUCCUUUGUUGGAGGACCGCUCACUCAAUCUAAAAGUGGUACACUUGGUGCGGGACCCACGAGCCAUGGCUAACUCCAGAAUUCGAUCUAAGCACGGCCUGAUUCGGGAGAACCUGCAAGUAAUCCGGAGCAGGAACCCGAAGAUGCGGCGCGUGCCGAUGGCUGACCCGAACCAUAAAGCCAGCAGGAAAGAUGUUUCAGACUACCAUGCCAUCGGAGCCAUGGAGGUGAUUUGUGAGCACAUGUCCAAGACUUUGAAAACGGUCCUAAGCAGUCCUAGCUGGCUCAAGGGGAAAUACAUGAUGGUGCGAUACGAGGACUUGGUGGAAAACCCGGUCAGGACCUUAAAGCGUGUUUACCAGUUUGUAAACCUGACAGCUAGCCGCGACAUGGAAGCUUUCGUCGUGAACAUGACUAGUGGCCACAAUAACUCUGCCAGACCUUUCCAGGUUUCAUCUAGGAAUGCCACCGUGGCCGCUAGCACGUGGAGAACUGUGCUCAACCUCCAUCAGAUACGCCAAGUGGAGGACUACUGCCGUCAUGCCAUGUCCGUUUUGGGAUAUUUACACGUUCGCACGUUGUGGGAGGCGAAGGACCUGAGCAAGAGUUUAUUAACUUUACCUAAGGUCUGAAACUGACCAAAGAUGGUGUUGACCAAAAAGACCAAAAAAUGAAUGUCUAAUUUACCCUUUAAAGCUGUGCCUAGAUAUAAACUUGCUUUCUAACAAGCACAGCUUUCUACUUUCCAUUUCUUUCAAUCCAAACAGAUGAUUUAUUUCACACUAAUGUCUGUGAUGCCCCAAGCUUUUUUGGAAAUGCACUGGAAAUGUACUGGGCUUUCCAGUGGAAAUGUACUGGGCUUGUGGGAAAUUCACCGUAUUGACUCUAUGCCUUCCGAUUAUAAAUAUUUACCGAAGCAGGGAAUAUUUUUUACAGAAUCUUUCAGAUUCUCAUACGGCUUUGCGGGAUUCGGGAUCCGUUUCUAAUGUCUGUAUCGCAGCAAAUAAUCUGAAUUUAUUACUGGUUAUGGUUAGGAAAUGAACAAAAAGAGAUCUUAAUGACAUAUGAAGUGCCUUGUUUGGUUGUAAUGAAAGCCAAAAAAAAAUCUUGUUUUGUCUGUUUGCAUUGACCAAAAUGAGGAAAGUUGUGUCUCAGCAGCUCUUUAGCGUGACACCGUCGGCUAUCUGACUGCAGUAACUAGAGAAAAGUGGCGAGAUUAGGUUUACUCCUCAGGGACACUCCGGCUUGCAGGAUUCACAAAAGUACUGAAGUAUGUCAGGAAAAUAGUAGGAAUAGAGGCAGCGCUAAAUAGGGACACAGUAUUCAGGGAGGAUGUUAAGUGGACACAGAGGGACCUCAAAUGGGGACCUGAUGGCUCUCAGAGCGAAGCCUUGGCAACUGCAUUGGCUUCCUGCCAUCUCUUCUUUUCCUCUGUCUCUCUGUCUCUCUUGAACACUUCGCUAUAAAUCAGAGCAUGUGUGUGUGUGUGUGUGUGAGUUAAAAUUAAAACAUCUUGAUAAUUCA